Molecule: messenger RNA, 720 nt
Organism: Cyphellophora attinorum
Lineage: Eukaryota; Fungi; Ascomycota; Eurotiomycetes; Chaetothyriales; Cyphellophoraceae
Product: UDP-N-acetylglucosamine transferase subunit alg13
Exons: 1
Coding region: 1-720 (239 amino acids)
Biological process (GO): dolichol-linked oligosaccharide biosynthetic process
Cellular component (GO): extrinsic component of endoplasmic reticulum membrane; UDP-N-acetylglucosamine transferase complex
Molecular function (GO): hexosyltransferase activity
Source: RefSeq, a predicted model, not a curated record
AUGGCUCCUUACCACAUGCUGCUAAUCAAGCCACCUUGUAAGUUCAGUCACACCGAGUGGGUUCACAAACGACCUGUGGACAAGCUACCGAAAAUCAUCGAGGCACAAGAAAGUGCCAUGGCUCCCCAGCAGAAGCGCCUGUUCGUCACAAUCGGUGCCACGGCCCCCUUCAACGGCUUAAUUCGCGCUGUCCUCUCUCACGGUUUCUUGUCCGCCUUAUCGGAACACUCAUACACUCAGCUACGUAUCCAACACGGCGAUCAGGGUGGUCAUAUUCUUCGCGAGGCUAGUCUAUCCAACAUUCAACAACAAUACGGCAUUGAGGUCACCGGAUUCGAUUUCGACAAGAAUGGUCUAGAGGGCGAAUUGAGGGCGCUCAAGAAGAGCAGCACGAAUGAGGAAGGCGCGGUCGUCAGCCAUGCAGGCAGCGGCUCAGUGCUAGAGGCCAUGCGUUACGAGUUGCCAAUCGUUGUCGUACCGAACGAGGAGUUGUUGGGAAAUCACCAGGUCGAGCUGGCAGAGGAGUUGGGUCGCUUGGGGUAUGUGGUUCACGGACGAGUCGAGGAUCUAGCAGGAUCAAUCAUCAAAGUCGAGCAGCUACGAGACAAGCAUCUUCUGUGGCCGCCACACACUAGUGGCGAGACGCGGAACAAGGCGGUUGGAAAGGGUCUGAAGGGCGUUUUGGACGAGGAGAUGGGUUGGGCGUUGAGAGUGGAGUAG